AACAGCUUGUCUGGUAUAAAACCCCAGCAGGAGAAGAGAAAACUGUCAGAAAUACGGCAGAAGAACCAGCAACAUUCAGGAUGUCUUCUGAUAAGGACAAGUUACCCCCUCGGCCAGAACUUUUUGAUUUCCACGGGGUCUCAAUGACCCACUACUUCACAGACAACUGGGAGAACAUUCAAAACUUUCAGGCCAGGCCGGAUGAUAUACUUAUUGCAACAUACCCCAAAGCAGGAACCACCUGGGUCUCCUACAUCCUUGACCUGCUGUAUUUUGGUCAGACAGAGCGCCAGACCUCCAUCCCAAUAUUUGAAAGAGUGCCUUUCUUGGAGAUCGUCAUCCCAGAUAUUGGAAAAGACCUGGCGGACAAGCUCCCCACCUCUCCUCGACUCAUUAAAACUCACUUUCCAGUCCAGUUUGUGCCAAAGUCCUUUUGGGAGCAAAACUGCAGGGUCAUCUACGUGGGCCGCAAUGCCAAAGACAACAUGGUGUCUUAUUUCCACUUUGAUCGCAUGAACAUGGUUCAGCCGGCGCCUGGAGACUGGAGCGACUACAUCCACAGAUUCAUGGAGGGAAAACUGGCGUUUGGAUCCUGGUACGACCAUGUGAACGACUGGUGGAAGAAGAAACAGACUUAUCCGAAGAUCCAUUACAUGCUCUUUGAAGAUAUGGUCGAGGACACUGGACGGGAAAUAGACAAACUCUGCAGCUUUCUUGGUUUGUCUCGUUCGGACGAGGACAAGAAAAGAGUUACGACUGGAGUGCAUUUUGAUAACAUGAAAAAGGACGACAUGGCCAACUACUCUACCAACGCAGUUAUGGAUUUCAAAAUUUCUCCUUUCAUGAGAAAAGGAAAGGUCGGUGACUGGAAGAACCAUUUUACUGUGGCCCAGAGUGAAAAGUUUGAUGAAGACUACAAGAAAAAGAUGACGGACCUCACUCUUCAGUUUCGCACUGAAAUUUGAUCAAGAAUGACUGUGUAUAUGUUCAGUUCUGACUGGAAUGGGGCAUUUCUCUGAGAAAAUCAAGUUGCCUUAAUGGUAUAUUAAAAGUCUGGAAUGUAUCUUCUUGUUAUUUAUGUCUGAAUUAAUGCUGAAAACUAUACAUUAUGAUCGGCUGGUCUCAUCCAGCAGUCGUAGCUGUACCAACAAAAAUAAUGCAGCGUAACUCGUACAUAUCCCACAAAAACAUUUUGUAUGUUAUUCACGUAAUCAUGUACAAGGAAGUAGAAAGGUAACAAAAGGCAAUUCAGAGCGGGCGGGAGGGAAGGUGGACAAGUUUGACCAAGGAGACCGCUAUUCGUUCCCAAAGGGAAACGAGAGGCUAGUUUUGAUUUGUUUGUCACGUAACUUGCGUACUUCAGUUGUAGUUUUGUUGCCCAAAUCUAACUAGGAGUUUUAUGAUCUUUACCUUAACCUAACCAAGCUGUUUUUUUUGCCUAAACCUGACCAAGUAUUUCACGAUAUUUACCUAAACCAAAGCAAAUAUUUCAUGAUAUUUACAUAAACCUCACCAAGUAAUUCACAAUAUUUUCCUUAACCUAACCAAGUAGUUUUGUUGCCUUAACCUACCUAAGUUGUAUCCUGUGAAGACGGAAGUUUAUUUGUAAAAGACUGUGUGCUUGUAAGAAGAAUAAAUUGACACAUUUUGAUUGCUUUUGUAGGAUAUCAUACAAACUGUUGACCGAAAUGGAAUGUCAGGUCAUGUCUGAAGGGGAAUAUUUAUUUCAAAAGAAGAGAAUGUGUGUGUAAACUAGACAAUGAUGUUGUGAACCAAUCACCAAAGGUUAAGAAGAGGCAUAGUAUCAUGUUAACCAUAUUACCCACACAUAUGUUGUAUGUGUGAAAAGUUUAUGUGUAAU
Anoplopoma fimbria (sablefish) is the source of this 1861-nucleotide messenger RNA. Its product is annotated as cytosolic sulfotransferase 3-like. The transcript has 8 exons. Gene Ontology annotation, cellular component: cytoplasm. The record is from RefSeq and is a predicted model, not a curated record. Gene Ontology annotation, molecular function: sulfotransferase activity. Gene Ontology annotation, biological process: sulfation. NCBI's taxonomy places the organism in Eukaryota, Metazoa, Chordata, Actinopteri, Perciformes, Anoplopomatidae. Bases 81 to 965 code for a protein of 294 amino acids.